Molecule: messenger RNA, 2608 nt
Organism: Paramormyrops kingsleyae
Lineage: Eukaryota; Metazoa; Chordata; Actinopteri; Osteoglossiformes; Mormyridae
Gene: polr1f
Product: RNA polymerase I subunit F
Biological process (GO): DNA-templated transcription; transcription elongation by RNA polymerase I; DNA-templated transcription initiation
Cellular component (GO): RNA polymerase I complex
Source: RefSeq, a predicted model, not a curated record
AAAUGACUGCUCCAGUUUUUCAGAUGUAUUUUUGGGGAAAAAACACAACAAUCUGGUUGUUAGUUUAAUACUUUAAUUUAUACAACAUCAUAUUAGCAAUAAUUCGACUACUGUUAUUUUCCAAAAGAAUAUUUCCUAGUGCAGAAAAUGUAAUGCAAUUAAAUGUGAUUUUGAGCCACACAUUCAAGGGUUCAACCUUAGAAGCAGCUGUUAGUAGCACAUGCAUGUUUCUCUGCACCUCUGAAUUUUCCCCAGUAUUACACCUGUUUAGUGAUUUGGCUUCAGCGUAGUGGUUCAGGAUACAGCACUGCAGCAGGAAGACUGCUGGUUCAUAUCAUAGGGGAAGGUUGUAAUUGUAUUCCUGUGGCCAUGAUUCCAUCAGGACUACAGCAAAUCCCAAGCAGCAGAGAUACACCUUCAACAGGAUGAGACAGGAGUGCAUUGCAGGGCACACACAUCGUCAAGCACUGUGGACAAAUUAGUGAUGCCUGAUCACCUGGAUACCUUUGGACAGGAGUCUUCAUAACAUACCAACUCCACCCAAACAGAUCGAGGGUUGAAUUCAAACCUCGAGCCCCAGAGGUUUUUCGAACUUCCGGGCAGCAUGGCGAAGUUGCAGCAGGUGGAGACGGAGGUGAAGAACGGCGGCCCGUCCACAGAGGCCAAGGCUCCGGCAUCUGGGAUGGUCGGGACGGCGGGGAGCGCGGGUGUGACGCCGUGUUUGCCGCCUAGUUUCGCGGACGCCUGCCAGUUUGUGAGCGCGCCGUACUCGUGCCUGGUGCUGGACACGACCCGGCGGCACGUCGCGCUCUCGCCGAUGUUCCUGAAGAAGAAGAAGACGGGCAUCCAGGAGCAGCUGAACUGCGAGCUGCUCAAGUACUCCGAGAGGCGCGUCUCAUUCCCCAGGCUUAUGAACGGGGUGCCCCUAGCCUACGACAGCAUUAAAGUCUUGGGACAACACGGGGAUAUAUACGACGACCAAGGGUUCAUCCACCUCAACAUAGAGGCGACGUUUGUGAUCUUUCGGCCCAGAAAAGGACAAAAGCUUUUGGGUGUCAUAAACAAAGUGGGAGUGAGUCACGUGGGGUGUCUAGUGCACGACUCGUUCAACGCCUCCAUCCCCAAGCCGUACCAGGUCAGCGUGGAGGCUUGGAGGCAGGCCGGCUUCGCUGUGGGCGACACCUUGGAGUUCGAGGUCUUCCAGCUGGACGCAGACGCCGCCGGUGUGCUCCUCAUCAGAGGAAGGCUGGAGAAUAAAAGGGUUGAAGAGCUGGUGGCCCUCAGUGAACAAGGAGAAGAUGUGUCUGUGGAGGACAGUGUCAUAUCCAAGGAGGAGACCAUCGAACCCAUGGCUGAGGACUCAACUGACUGCAUGAAAACCAAGAAGAAGAAGAAGAAAAAGGACAAAUCCUGGGACAUUGAGGCCCCAACAGAUUCUCAGGUGACAGCGGAAAUCACUGCGGACACCGCCGGAAUCGCGGAAGUCCAGGUGAACGGGCGUGACGAAAGAAAAAGAAAGAAACACAAAAGUAGAAAAGGCAGCACAGAGGCUGAGGAGGUCCACAUGGACGAGGUGCCUGCUGUACUCUCUGACGAAGUCCACAGCAACAAGAAGCCCAAGAAAAGGAAGCGGGAAAAGGAAUAUGGUGCCGAUCUGGAUGCGGAUUCUGAACCCCCCCGAACCAAGAAGAAGAAGAAGAAGAAGGUGUAGGAUUUUUACCCAAAAUGACUCAAAAACACAGGUUUCUUCACAGGAAUCAUAAUCACGCUGCUGUAGUGUUUGUGUAAAUACUGCCACUUGCCAGCAGAGGGGAGUAUUACAGCGUCUUCUUGGUUUUUAGAGAAAUGUUUCUUGUAAGACCCAAUAAUGCCCAUACGAAGUUAAACAAUUCUGUAUAAUAUGCAUUUAUACCAAGUGCUUUUGACCAUGAAAGAUGGGAUGCAUGGCUUUUGAAUGUGAAAAUGUAAAGUAAAAAUGUAUUUUCUUUUAAAUGUGCCUACAUCCCAUAAUUCAUCACUGUUUUUUUGUUCGUAGUUGGGGAUGCGUCGUUUCGAGAUUUUGUUCAAUCUCAAUAAGAUUUUUGUAAUCGAGCACACAGUGAAUAUGCAAUACAAUGGCAUCAGUCCAUUUUGUUAAUUGUACUGAUUUUUUAAAGCAAGUCAGGCCACCUUUGCGAUGAUAUAAAUAUUAAAGUUCGUUGCUUUGUUGCAUCAGUUACAUUAAGUUACCGUAUUGGCUUGGGAAAACUAUGAAAUGUGACACGAUCUUAAUGGCACCACCCCAUGCUCUAUUUGUAUUGCUUUCAUUUACCGCGGGCGUGCGCGCUAAACCGGCGGAUCAGGGUUUUCCCCGGUUCGUCGUCGUCUCCCGGCCUGCCUUCCACAUUUCUGCUUAUUAAAGGUCACUGGUGUACCGUUACUAUUUUUACACCGACAGGAUGCGAAUGCUUUAAAUCCCCGAAGCGGUGUUUCUCCGAAGCAGGAGUAGAAAUUCGUAAAUGGGGAGGUUUAAAAAAAGACAUUUUGGCAGGUAAUAAAAUGAGCUGUUUGCCGCUGCGGUUUGUUCUGAGUUCAGGCCUCAGUGUUAUUAAAAAAACGACGUUAAUGA